UUGUAUUUUCAUACAUAUAAUUAAAAUCACCAUGCAUGCAUUUCACAUGUAAUAAUCAAAUCAAGACUUGCCAAACAUCUGGUUUCUAUAUAUACACAUAAUUUCUUCAUCUUUUAUAUUGUCAUAUCUAUUUUGAAAAGAAAGAAAAAAUGGGUGCAAAAGUAAAGGAGAUGCCAGUAGUAAGCAAGAUGUUUUGCUCAUCAACUCAGGUGGUUCUAGAGGUUAGAACACGACCCCGUGUUGUUGGUGGCGGCGGCUUUGUUGUCACUGAUUUGCAUAGCCAAGCGGUCGUGUUCAGGGUGGAUGGUUGUGGUGUUCUUGGCAAAAAGGAUCAAAUGACUGUCACGGAUGCUGACCAAACGCCUUUGCUUCUCAUCCGUCAUAAGGGAGGUAUAGUUGAAGCUUUAAGCCUAUGUAAACAAUGGGGAGGUUACACUCAAGAUUAUGUAGGAACACAAAAGUUGGUUUUCACAUUGAAAGAUCCAAAAGCAUGCUUUGCAAAUAACCGGCCUGUUAGGGUUUCAAUCGAACAAAAGGAUGAAAACAUCUAUUGCAAGAACUUUUGGAUAAAGGGUUACUUCCAAGAUAAAGAAUGUAAUAUCAUCGACUCGGGAGGCGAUGUCAUAGCCCAGGUCGGGGUAACUAAGGAGAUGAAGAAAAUGGAGAAUAAGGAUUUAUAUCAUGUGGUGGUGAAACCUGGGAUUGAUCAAGCAUUUGUGGUAGGUGUGAUUGCGAUUCUUGAUUACAUUCAUAAUGGAUCUACUAGAUGUUAAUUAAUUAAGGGAAGUAAGAUAAAAAGUUAAGAUUUGAUUGCUUGCAUGGAAGAAAUUCAAAGGUAUUUUGGUGUUUGAAUAAUAAGAUUACGUAAGGCUGAAGAAAAGAAUUUUGGUGAUGGUGUUUGGUUAGAAUUUUGAUGUUUAGAAUUUAUUUGGACAAGUGUAUAGGAAAUUUGAACCUUCAACUUUGUGUAUAUCCACGUGUCGAAUGUAAAUGUUUGUGUACCACGUAAUUAACGACACAUGUCCGUUAAAGUUUGUGAAUAUAAUUUGAAAGUAGUGGGAUGAGUGAAUUCUCAAGUAUGUAUAUAAACAAGCAAGAAUUACGAUUUGCAAUAUAAAAUUUGUACGAAUUUUAUUUACUACA
Helianthus annuus (common sunflower) is the source of this 1143-nucleotide messenger RNA. Its product is annotated as protein LURP-one-related 6. The transcript has 3 exons. NCBI's taxonomy places the organism in Eukaryota, Viridiplantae, Streptophyta, Magnoliopsida, Asterales, Asteraceae. The record is from RefSeq and is a predicted model, not a curated record. Bases 150 to 773 code for a protein of 207 amino acids.